GGGUAGUGUUAGCUACGGGCUGAAACUGUGCAGUAGCCGCUUCCGUUUGCCACGCCUGUUUACAAUUGAACUAUUUCCUUUGCCGAUGUGUCUUUGUUACAAGAAGGGAUGUGGUGAAACAAAUGUUACCGUAAGGAUGCGUCCAUUGCAACACGUUUAGUUGGAUUACAUUCAUCUAACAGACGCUAAAUAAAUAAGAGGUUGCUUGGACACAUGACGCAUCUCUGGGCCUCUCCCCAUAACCAUGGCACUGGGAGUUGACAGGGCCUUUCCAGCAUCCAUCUCUCCGAUGGAGUCCAAGGGCUGCAGUGGGCGAUGGAAAACCCGGAUUCCAGAGUUUAUCCGGACGGGGACAACCACGACGCAGCAUGACAAAGACGGGGAGAGGGGGACAGGGGCCAUGGACCGGGGUGGUCCCAGAAAGAGUGUUACCAUGGCACCCACCUCCAGGUAUAUGAGUGACAGGAGGCAGUACUCUAUGAGGAAACCGCUGGUCACCACCACAGAGCAGCAGACCUCCAUCCUAAAGAAAUCCUACCUACAGAAGCACCCAGAAAAGGAGCGACAGUGGGAAGGUAGCAGUAAUGAAGCACACCAUCAUAGCGAGUUUGACUUCCAGACCCGAUUGGCUGAACAGAAGUUCCCAGACAACUUCGACCCCUCUCAGGCCAACAUCUCAACCUGCUCAGCCUCCAGAGAGGAUCUUAGCACCUCCCUGGGGGUGUCAGACCUCAGGACCUGUCUGUCACAUGAAGAACCCACCUUCAGCUCAUCGUACCUUGGCAGCAGGCCUGGCCAACGCAGCCUCUCCAGCCCACCCCUGGAGGUCCGUACUUUCUCUACUCCACUCAACUCCAAGUGGACCUCCACUCUGCUAUCCCCCCUCUCGCCCUCCUACACCCCCCCUUCGCGCCCGUCCAGACAGAGAUGGACAGAGCUGAGAUUGGAUGCUGGUGAAGUUUCUCAAUCACGUGGAGGAGGAAGGGAAAUGUAUCUAAAUGUAGGCCCUUCAGUGGGCUACUCCAAGGGCCACUCCAACCCUGUGCUCCACACCAUGUCCCCCCACCAGGCCAACUACUGGGCCUGCGCCAUUCCCAGCUCCCUGCCCCCCUCCCCAGACCGACGCUCUUCGAGCUGGGACCCUGAUAAGGAGUACCAAGCCCUCCUGGACUACACCUACCCUCUGAGGCCAGGUAGGGUGGUUGGUGGGUGGGAUACCUCAGAUGCAGGGGGUGGACCUCUCAUCCAGACAGACCCAGGCCUCCAGGACUCUGGAAUAGACCUGGACCGCCUCUGCAGCUCCACCAGCCUGUCAGCUUUGGACUUUUCCCUGACUGGCACGGCAGGGGUGGGGACGGAUGGGAAGAGGCGGAUGCCGGGUAUAGGUCAGAGGUCAUCUGAGCUGCGUGGGCUCUCACACCCCAAGUCCUCGGAUGGUCGCCUCUCCAGUAGCCCCUUAUCCUCUGCGGACCCUAUUGGUCUAUCCGUAGAGAGUCUGGACUGUAGUGGAGGUGGUGGUCUGGAUCAUCUGCAUCGUAUCGGGGAAGGUCGCUACCGCCAUCACGGCAUCUCUUCCACCACGUUCAUCCGCACAACCAGUAUCCUUCCCCAGCCAGGGUGCAUUAGAGGGGGGGCUUGGGAUGAGGAGUUCUGGUCUCUCCCGGAGCAGUUGGAGGAGCUCCGGGGUUUGUCCCGGCAGGUCAGGGAGGUGACGGCCCAACUCAGUCAGCCUGUCACAGCCAGCUGGGAGUCCCUCGAGAGGGGGACCACCUCCGUCCAGUCCUACAUGACCCUGGCUGAGAAACAGGAGGCCGAGGAGGAGGGAAAAGAAUGGGAGCAGAAUGAAAAGGAAGAAAGGGAGGGUGAGAAGCAGGUGUCCAUUUCUGAAGCACUUCAAUACUUUAAUAAAGUCUCUAAAGUGGUCCAUAGUGGGGAAUCCUCCCAGGCAGCCAGAAACUCUGGUUCUAGGAUGGAGGCUGGGGUAGCAGGCAGGGGAGUGAGCAGGGCCAGUCUGAGGGAGGUGGAGGCCAUGGUGAACCAGCUGAGUGGACUAACCCUGCCUGAGUUCCAGAGGGGGAGCCAGGGGGAGCAGGGGCACAGGGAGUCCCUCAUGCAGCACAUCCAGACCUUCUGUUCUAACCUGGAGGAGCUCAUCCAAUGGCUGUACACCGUGGUGGAGAGGAUGGAGGUGCUGGCUCCGCCCUCUGUGGACAUUGAGAGUGUCAAGUCGUCCCUGGCGGAUUAUAAGAGGUUUCAGAGAGAAGUUACUGCCCACCAGCCUCUGACCACCUCUGUUCUGCAGACUGGGGAGCUUCUCCUGGGUUGUAUGACCGCCACUUCUCCCGUUCUGAAAGAGACCCUUGGUCUUAUUGAGAGGCAGUCCAGGGCGUUGGAGACUCACUCAGAGCACCUCUUCUCCUCUAUCCUCUCAGCCAUGGACAGCCUGACCCAGCCCGGGGAGCCCUGCGGGGCAGAGGAGACCGGCGCGGGGGACACCGAUAGCGUGGAGGUCCAGGGGACAGCUCAGUGAAGGCUCCAUGCAAGAUGGGGAUAUGAAGAAGAAUGAGAGCAGAUUGGUGGAGGAGGCUUGAGGAGGUGGAGGAGCUUCUUCACUAACAUUCCUUAAAGGAAAUGACCUUGUUGUGUUGAAAAGAGAACCACUUGACUGUUGUCGUGCUUUUGUUUCAUUAUUUUCUGAAGUGCUUUUUAAAUGUAUGCAUAAUGUGUGCUGAAGAAGCAAAGUAUUAUUUGCCUUGUGAUAUAUGCUCAAGCAGAUGUUUAAUCAUUUCUUUGAGUUACAGUUAUUAAUAAUGACCCAUUGCACUCCUCUUGCAACUCACUCUGUUACAUGCAUGACAUUAUUUUUUUUAAACCUAUUUUGAUAUCCCUCUGUGGCAUCUAAGUGUCUUCACUAAAGGUGCUGUGAAUUUAGUACACUGGGUAGAGCACUGCAAUAUCUUCCAGCAAGUCUUUUUUUUUUUUCCCCAGGGAGAACUCAACCAGUUGAUCAUGGCCUCAGAUUGUGUCAUCACCUGUCUCUGGUCCAUAAUGUUGAGCCUUCUUCCUGGAGUGACAGAAGGGAAUGUCUGCACUUGUGCAGUGUUGAUGUUGUGUAUAUGUAGAUUGGUAAUAUAGGAUGGUGAACCAUUGUGCCCUUACAGUUGUAUUUGAAGUCAUAUCAUUGAUCAGAUGGCAGCUAUAUGCAAGAUAUGGCCACUGUGAUCGUCACCAGCCAGAGACAACAGCACAGUUUGGAGGUCCCAUGUUUUUAUGAGUUUGGUACUUUUUUAUAUGCAUGGAAAACCUGGAUGAAAAGUGCCUAAAUUCAAUCAUAUCAAGCAUUAACGGGCAAUAGUCGGCACCCGCAUACCUGAUGUUUUGGCGGUGUCUGAGGUGUAACCGCGUUGGCGCCCUCAAAUUGGUGAGCAGCUGCUCUUGAUUGUUGUCACAAAGCCACGCCCUUCGCGUUAAGAUGUUCCGAAUGAGAAAGUAGGUUAUAUGGAAAUAAUUAUGCUCAAAUUGAAAAUCAUUCAACUAAAUAAUGAGGAUUUCAUUUGAAAUUCCAGUGUUCUAAAAUGUAAACAAGGCUGCAUGGGAUUUCUCUUAAUGAGACUCGGUGCAGCCAAGGGCAAUGUCCGCUUUAGGUAUAAUGACAGGAGCCGCUUGUGGAUUUGACAGCUCCAACACAGUUCCACCUUCACUGCCAAAACGACCACUUUGCGGACGUCGGCUAAAGCAGAUCUGAUUGAAUAGAGCGCUCAGACAGAACUACAGCCUUUUGUAAUGUGCAGGAUGUUUUUAACUGUCUUUGUUACUGUAGUAAUUAAUUGGGAAUGUUAACUUUCAAACACCAUGGAAAACUUUGUUCAUCAGACUGUUAUCCUCUUUCACAGAAUGAACCUGGUGAAAACUACACAUUGUUCCUUCUGAUUAAACAAACCUAUUAUCUGGCGGCAUCA
Salmo salar (Atlantic salmon) is the source of this 3959-nucleotide messenger RNA. RefSeq names its product centrosomal protein 68 (gene cep68). NCBI's taxonomy places the organism in Eukaryota, Metazoa, Chordata, Actinopteri, Salmoniformes, Salmonidae. The record is from RefSeq and is a predicted model, not a curated record.